Molecule: messenger RNA, 1158 nt
Organism: Mercurialis annua (annual mercury)
Lineage: Eukaryota; Viridiplantae; Streptophyta; Magnoliopsida; Malpighiales; Euphorbiaceae
Exons: 11
Coding region: 118-795 (225 amino acids)
Biological process (GO): negative regulation of transcription by RNA polymerase III
Cellular component (GO): nucleus
Molecular function (GO): RNA polymerase III core binding
Source: RefSeq, a predicted model, not a curated record
AAUUCAUCGUAGAUCCCUUUUGCUUGAAAAAAAAAAAUCCUCUAAAUCUCUAAAAGUUUUCAUUUUUUAUAAAUAUUCGAAACCCAAAUCGUCUCAUAGGCUUUACUCAUAGGAAUUAUGAAGUUCUUAGAAUAUACACCGCUGGAACGAAUUGAUGAUUUCUUAAGUUAUUUGAAUUUGGGAGAACGCACUAUUAAGGGAUGUCUCGAAGCUUACUCUUGUAAACACACCGGAACGGACAAAAAGCUUUCGUUUAGUUUGGAACAUGAGAUUCUUGAUUAUCUUGGGAAGUCUUCUGACGCAGACUCAUCCUCACCAGCUGAAUACUUGAUGAGCAGAUCCAGCCGAAAAACAUUGAUUUAUCUUGUUCUAACUCUGUACCACAUGUAUCCAGACUAUGAUUUCAGUGCCAUGAAUGCCCACCAGUUCUUCACAGAGGAAAGUUGGGACACGUUUAAGCAGAUUUUUGACACCUAUAUGUUUGAAGCAUCAAAGGAAUGGAUCAAUGAAAAUGAGAGUAGUAGUUCCUUACUCGAAACAAUAUAUAAGGCUCUGGAUGAGGUUGUGAAGCUAGCUGAAUGUGAAAUAUAUAGCUAUGUUCCAGAUUCUGAUGCUGACCCUUUUUUAGAGAAAGGAGCAAUCUGGUCUUUUAAUUUCUUUUUCUACAACAGAAAACUAAAGCGUGUCGUAAGUUUCCGGUGUUGUUGUCUAAGUAAUAUGGUGGCUGAUGGAUUUCUUCUCGACAACUUAAGUUCCGACGAAGAUGGGGAAAUUUUCGAUAACAUGGACAUAUGAGUGCUAUAGCAGCAGAUUAUUAGCACAAUGUUGCAUCCUCUGUGUCUACUUGUAGUUAUGCUCCUGCAGUGCCAUACUCAUGGCGCUUACAGUAGUAGGAUUAGCUUUUGUACUGUUGUACAUGAGGUAGUAUUGUGUUGUAAUUAACUAAAGCCAUGUCCAUGAAUCGUCUUUAAUCAAAUGCUUGGUUUGUGAUUAGAAACGACGGUGCCAGAUUAUGUCGUUGAAAUACUGAAACUUGCUGUGCCUUAUUUUUGUUACGGAACUAUAACCGUUGUAAGCGGAUUGUGAUUACUUCUCUUCAUAUAUUGGAAGACUUGAACUUGAUAAUUGAUUGGAGAAAUUGGCGCUGGUUAUAUUGGA